UCAACAUUGGGUCGUCCGCGAGUCGGCUAACCGCUGCUAUUCGCUAUCGUCACUUGCGCUAACUAGCUAGUACUCCGCUAGCAACUAAGGCGUUGCGCAUUCAGAAUAGCUCGGUGUGCCUUUGUGGUGUCGGUGAAAUGUAUUGUAAAUCUGGCGGCGGCGACGGCACACUUUACCAUCGUCAUAGUUUUGUAACACUUAUGAAAAGCGAAUUCUUUUGUCUUUGCCUUCGUUUACAUGGAGACCCUGUCCUUUUCGCUUCGCCCCACCUCCGUUGACCGCGAUUGGACGCUUGGCUCGUCGCUCAUUUCUAACCGGCCGGUGAUUGGCUGCUGCCCAACGAGGACAACGCCACUUUACUUUGCUUUAUCGCCCUGUCUUCAACGUGGCCUUCCGUAGCAUCUGUCAAAACUCGGCCACGAACAAAUAAUACCAACGGCCACGACAAAUGCGUCGAUCACUGUUCAUGGUAAUGGACCCUCCUGGGGGGGGAGACGAGCGUCGGAGACAGGCAGAGCGUCUUCGAAGGGAGGAGGCGUAUUAUCAUUUUAUCAAUGAGCUGAGCGAGGAGGAGUAUCGACUCAUGAGAGACAGCAACCUGCUGGGGACCCCCGGAGAGGUGACCGCCGAGGAGCUCCAACAGCGUCUUGAUGGCGCAAAGGAGCGCGAGUCAUCUCAGCCCAGCACGGUGCAGCGCUUGCCGGCUGCUGACCCGGUGGAGCAGCAGGGCGGCAGUGGAGAGGAGAGGGGGUCUGGCGGGCGACGAGGAACAGGCACCCACGGAGAACCCGGGGCAGAGACCUCCAACGGAGACUCCUUACUGGAGUGGCUAAACACGUUCAGGCGCACUGGGAACGCCACCCGCAGCGGGCAGAGCGGCAACCAGACGUGGCGCGCCGUUAGCCGGACCAACCCCAACAGCGGGGAGUUCCGCUUCAGCCUGGAGAUCAACAUCAACCACGAUCAGUCCGAAGCGGGGGAGCAGAGUGACACUUUGGAUUUGGCCGAGCAGCCCCCCGCUGCUCCAAGUACACCUCCCAACCGAACCGCUUCCUCCGCCUCUCGGCCGUCAAGCGUGCCCCGGCCGUCCCCUUACCCGUCCCCUCGGCCUGCCCUCAGCAGGAGGAUGCAGACACGCCGCACACGCAGCAGCACUAGCACUCUUUCCGUGGGCCCCACUGCACUUACGGCUCCUGCGGCGCCUCCAGCUCCGAGGAGAGGGGCCGCCAUGCACUCUUUAGUACCGCCACCCACUGUUGCCCCCCAUUCCGACCUGUCAGCACCUUCUUCACAUCAAGCCCCCAUUCAAGUCGAAAUGGAGCAGGGCCGCGAUGACGUGACCUUAUCCCUGGACUGCCCCCGUGUGUCGCCCCAGGCUGGGUCUCAGGCCCCCGCGGUGGAGCAAGAAUCACGCAGGACUCGAUCACGCGGACGAUCGCGCAGGGCUGCGGCAGGGAGCUUGGCCCCACCCCGCACCUCCAGGCGAAGUCGGUCUCCCUUACAAAGGAGCCCCGUCACGACCCCGGUGCCCAGUGGUAUCAGCGGCUCGAGCAUCCACAUUGUCGACACAGGAAGUGGUACCAGCUCUGUCUCCAUGGAGACGGGGGAGGCUGCAGCAGAACCUGCAGCCGAAACGGAGCCAGCUGCCGAGACUGGCGAGCGUGAAAAUGAAUCACAUUUGACUUCAUCAGGAGCUUCUUCAGUCCGCCGCCACCCCACCAUCAUGCUGGACCUGCAAGUGAGAAGGAUCAGACCCGGAGAAAACCGAGACCGGGACAGCAUUGCCAGCCGAACGCGCUCUCGAGCCCGUGUUGCCGAGAACACGGUCACUUUUGAAAGCGACAGCGGUGGAUUUCGCCGCACCAUCUCCAGGUCGGAGCGAGCGGGGAUCCGCACGUACGUGAGCACUAUUCGGAUCCCGCUGCGGCGCAUCAGCGAGACCGGCCUGGGGGAACCCAACUCAACUGCACUGCGCUCCAUUCUGCGCCAGAUCAUGACCGGAUUUGGAGAGCUGAGCUCUCUCAUGGAGACCGAGGCAGAUUCUGAAAGCGUGUCCCCGAGCCACAUGGACGUUAGCUUGACGAAUAGCAGCCCUAGCCCAGCCGGACGCUUGUACACCCACGAGAACACAUCCGCUCAGGUGGGCUCAGCUGCACUUGAUCCGGAGAGGGUGGGGCCAGCGGGGAACGAGGAGGAGCGCGGCGGUCAGGCCAGACUCGGGGGAGGACCGGUGAGCGCCACAGAGGGCCGGCCCACCAGCAGAGACACUAACAACCUUGUAGAAAACGGCACUCUCCCCAUCUUGCGGCUAGCGCAGUUCUUCCUCUUGAACGACGAAGAGGAGGAUGAGCACCCUCGCGGCCUGACCAAAGAGCAGAUUGACAAUUUGGCCACACGCUCCUACGGCCAGGCCAGCCUGGAGGGGGAGGCGGGCCGCGCGUGCAGCGUUUGCAUCAACGACUACGCCCAGGGCAACAAGCUGCGGCGCCUGCCCUGCUCGCACGAGUUCCACAUCCACUGCAUCGACCGCUGGCUCUCGGAGAACAACACCUGCCCCAUCUGCAGGCAGCCCAUCCUGGCCGCGCACCAGGACUGAGCGGCCCGCGUGGACCGCGUGUACAUAGUGCUCCCAUCCCUUCUCGAUAGUUUUAACGUUAUACAAAGAAAUCAUUUGGGGGGGCGGGGCUUCACAACCCUUGUGGUUUGAAAGCCAAUCAUUUAAAGUCAAAUAGAUUCAUGCUGAAACAAGCCAGCAGUGAAAUGUCCUACGCUUUGUUCACACUUUGAAUGGGACUGGCCUUUGAUACACAAAGGUGCCUGUAUCAAACUAAAGUACGAUUCAGGAUUUCCCCGUGUUCCCGGUCUGGUGUUUUGGCUGCGUUUAGCGUUCACUUUACGUUUGACAAAUCGGGCCUCUUCCGUAUUUAUUUAUCCAAAGCGAACCUGUCAAGUGUGGACACGCCAUAAGAGUGUACAGUGGGUAAUUCCACUCAUUUUUAAUAAACUAAUUUCACAAGCACCGUCUAGUUUCAAGUAUGCUUAAUCAGUUCCAACUAGCCAGUGACUUCAAUUAACAAAUUAUUUUUGUAGCCUCUGGUGUCAGCGUCGUUCGAUUUCUGAUGAGAUUUUUCAGCUGCUGCGGAUAGUUUCCCGUUUUUAAGUCUCCCGUUCCGCUCGACAGAAACGACUUUUCGAUUGGAUUGGUUGAGUGUAGGCUGUAAAUACCCUACCACACUUUGGAGGACACGCGACACGCUGGCCUCCAUUUUAAAGUGUCCUUUCAUUGUUUAUUGCUUUAAUGGAGGUGUUGUUCUAUGGGCAUGUGUAUGAGUUGUGUAUUUAAAUUGUCUACUAAAUCCAGUAUUCUAUACUAAGUUCUCUCCACACAUGCGGACGGCACGUGAUAAUCAGGAAUCUAGACUUGUGCAAUACACAAUGAAAUGUAUUCAUGUCUUAUUGUUUUUGUUGUUUGGCUGUUGAUGGCUGUUGAUGGCUGUUCACAUUGUCAUGCCUGAUGAUCAUCUUCACUCUCAAGUCUCGCAAAUCUUCAAUUCAGCCCUUAGAGACCCGGUACCGUCUCAGAUAGCCUGACGAGAUAAUCUGUAGCGAUUAUACAUCAUGAGGUAGGUGUGACAUGAAAGAUGAUGUUUGGAUUUAAAAUGAAGUACCAUGUGGUUGAAUGACGAUGAUGAUGCAAGCGGUUCGCAGCAUGUUGCUGCUCAGGGAAGUUCCAGCAGGUUUGGGUAGGGGCAGUGCCUAUUCAUUUUCUAAGAAAUGAUCAAUAUGGAGACUGAUACCAUGAAUGUGUAUUAUGUUCCUGUGUGAUGCUGAGGUCCCCCCCCCCCAUGUGCAAAAAAUAAUUUCCUAGCUCUCCUCGACAACACAAUAAAACGCAGCUUGCCUGGCGUUGUGUGUUUCUGUCAAU
Messenger RNA from Doryrhamphus excisus (bluestripe pipefish), 3925 nucleotides. RefSeq names its product ring finger protein (C3H2C3 type) 6 (gene rnf6). Gene Ontology annotation, molecular function: ubiquitin protein ligase activity. Gene Ontology annotation, cellular component: nucleus. The record is from RefSeq and is a predicted model, not a curated record. Gene Ontology annotation, biological process: ubiquitin-dependent protein catabolic process; protein ubiquitination; positive regulation of DNA-templated transcription. NCBI's taxonomy places the organism in Eukaryota, Metazoa, Chordata, Actinopteri, Syngnathiformes, Syngnathidae.